GUUGUGACGUAUUUUGUGCGCGACAAAACACGGCUCUCCGCAUGGGUCUCGUCGCAUGAUAGAAGAGCCAUGGUUACUGUCAGUUUCUGUGGAGAGUGGUUUAUUUUCACCUGCGACAAGAAACUCGUAGCAGUACACACCACACAAGCCAGGGAACCGUUUGUGUUUGACUGCAGCACUGCUGAGAAGAAGCCAAAGCACACAAAAGAUGAGAACAACAGUGAUGGUGGUGCCUCAGAGGAAACAGGAAGUGACAAAGUCCUUGCCUUCACCGUGUCUCCAUCUGGAAAGCUGGUGGCACUGACUGAUGACACCAAGAGGCUAGUCCUGUUUCGCUGUGAGCCUUCAUGGCAGUGCAUCAGCAUCAGGUGGGUGGUGAGGAGGUCCACCUCACUGAUGUUCAGCCAGUCGGAAGAUGAGCUUCUGGUGGCUGAUAAAUCAGGAGACGUGUACUCCUUCUCAGUGGUUGAUCCGCAGAGAGAAGGCGAGCUGAAGAUGGGCCAUCUAUCCAUGCUGCUGGCUGUAAGCAUGUCACCGGACAACAAGUACAUGAUCACAGCCGACCGUGAUGAGAAGAUUAGAGUUAGCCACCUUAGGUCUCCGUACAACAUCCAGUCCUUCUGCCUGGGACAUCAACAGUUUGUCAGUGCUCUACUGGUCCCAUCAGGUCAUCCACACUGGCUGCUAUCAGGAUCAGGGGACGGGACCAUGAAGCUUUGGGAAUAUGAGUCCGGCCGUCAGCUGCAGAGCUGGGACCUUACAGAUCUUGAAGAGACCGCAAACUCUGAGGCUGACAAACAGAAGAAGCCGACUGUGUGCUGUAUCACCAGUUCUCCUGAUGCCCGCCAUGUAGCAGUUCAGUGUGAAAGAGUGUCCACAGUUCAGUUUUUCUCUCUGGACCAUGAGGGUGAAGAGAAGCUUGUUCCACACAGCCGGCUCUCCCUGCCCCACUGUCCCCUGGACAUGACCUUUGACCUGGAAGGCCGGCUCUGGGUGCUGAUGGAUUCCAGUGAUGGACCUCUUCAAAUUUACACACACAGACAAGACUCCUGGAAGUGUGAUGCUGAGAGCCCUGAACUACACAGAGUGACUGAAGCCCUCAAGCCACACUGGGAGACACUAGAGGCUUCCACAAGGACUGACAACAGAUUCGAGCACCUGCAUAAGGUGGGUUUUGACAACGUUACAGUGUACCUGCAGAAGAAGCAGCAGCGGCUGGAAGAGCAGCGGCUGAAGAGGGGGAUGACACAGAAGGCAAACGGCAACAAGAAGGCCAAGAAAACAACGUCAUCUACCUGAACAGAUACUUUGAAAAGAGCUAUUACUUUAGUUUCAUGCUUUGAAUGGUGGAUCUCAGUUGAAUGUGUGCCUUGAUGAAGCAUGUGGAGAUAUUGUGUUUCAUCACAUGGCCUGUGUAGAUUAUUUUUUAGAUUUUUUUUGUUUGCCUCAAAUUUCUAGCUGAUUUUUAAGAAAUAAACGUUGCAACUAACAUUAAA
Centropristis striata (black sea bass) is the source of this 1496-nucleotide messenger RNA. RefSeq names its product WD repeat domain 4 (gene wdr4). Bases 70 to 1299 code for a protein of 409 amino acids. Gene Ontology annotation, cellular component: tRNA methyltransferase complex; nucleus; cytosol. The transcript has 11 exons. Gene Ontology annotation, molecular function: tRNA (guanine(46)-N7)-methyltransferase activity; protein binding. Gene Ontology annotation, biological process: RNA (guanine-N7)-methylation. The record is from RefSeq and is a predicted model, not a curated record. NCBI's taxonomy places the organism in Eukaryota, Metazoa, Chordata, Actinopteri, Perciformes, Serranidae.